CGAGUCCUAGCAGGAGCAUGUUUCCCCUCAGAGCACUUGGUACCUCUGCAUUGAGGGGGGUCCACGGGCGCUUUGUGAGCUUCAGGGCAUGGUGACGGAAGUGUUGCAGCAUCGUUAACUGUGUGGUGUUUUGGAGGUGGCCAGGAUGGUGGUCCGGCUUAGCCACGUGCUCCUGCCGAUGGCCAGUGCGUCUUUGCUGCUCAUUUAGCCUUUUGCUGUGUUUUUCUCCUUUCAGAUCGUGUGAAUCAUGGAGAAGUUUGGCAUGAACUUUGGAGGUGGCCCAAGUAAAAAAGAUCUUCUAGAGACUAUUGAAUCGCAGAAGAAGCAGCUUCUCCAGUACCAGGUUCGGCUGAAGGAUGUUGUCAGAGCCUACAAGAGCCUUCUUAAAGAGAAGGAAGCCUUGGAAGCCAGCUUGAAAGUCUUGUCUGUGUCUCACGAGGCAGAUCUUGGCUUGAGCGGCGCUCAGCCUGCGUCUGUGGCUAGCUCCAGCUCUUCCUUUGCUGAUUCUGCUGAUGACAGGAGCUCGGUUCACAGCGAAGAUAGCGUGGGGACAGCUACCAGCGCAGACACUGCUGCCAGUCUGGCCAGUACCAAGGGUGAGCCAGGGCCUGAGGAUGAUAAGCUGGCAGCCGGCUCUUCCUCUCUUAGAUCAGAAGAGACGAGCGGGUCAGAGAGCGGCAUCAGCACGAGCAGCGGGGAUGCGUCAUCUGCUGCUGGUGAGGCUGAUAAAAGAGUGCUCCAGCUGAAGACCCAGUUGGCCACCUUGACCAGCGCCCUGUCAACAGUCACGCAGGAGAAGUCCCGCAUGGAAGCCUCCUACCAAGCAGACAAGAAGAAGAUGAAGCAGGACCUGGAUGACGCCAUUAAGAAAGCAGAGGACGAGACCGAGAAGUUGGAGACGGAGCUGAAAUCUGCCCAGGAACAGCUGGCCGAGACCAAGGCCCGUCUGAUCACGCAGCAGCACGACCGAGCCCAGGAACAGAGUGACCACGCUGUUAUGCUGCGAGAGCUGCAGAAGCUGCUGCAGGGCGAGCGGACUUUGCGCCAGGAUGCAGAGCUGAAGCUGGAGGAGACCAGGGAGGCGUUGGCCGGGAGGGCGUGCAUGGCUGACCGUGCGGAGGGGUACGAGCUGCAGAUCAAGCAGCUGAGCCGGGAGGUGGAAGACCUGAAGAGAGAGCUGCAGGCUGUUCAGGAGGUGCAGCUGCUGCAAGAGAUGAGGAAGGACCUGCAGGAGGAGCUGGCCAGCCUUAAGAACCACUUCCAAGUCCAGCUGCUGCAAGAGAUGAAGAAGGCUGCCCAGGCAGAGGAGCAGCUCCGCCAGCGCGCCCAGACGGAGGAGCAGCGAGUGGCCGACUUGGAGGGCCAAGUCUCCGAAGUGUCCGAACUCCUUGGCACUUACGAAAAAGCCAAGCAGAAAGACCAAGUGAUCAUCCAGAAGCUGAAGGACCGCAUCGUACAGUUGGACCUGGAGAACAAGACCCUGGCCAUCGCUGCCUCCAGCCGCUCCCCUGUGGACAUUCACGUAGAAGAAGCCAAUCUUGAUGUUAAUGUUCUGAAGGAUAAAAUGGAGAAGCUGAAGAAGCUCUUGCAGGCAGCAGCUAAGAAGAGUCAACCUGCUCUGGACAUCGAGAAGCUGUGUGAGCUGGAGCUGCCGAAGGGCACUGAGGCUGGGGAUGGCGAGAAGGCCACUGCUCUGUACUACCAGCAGGAGCUGAAGCAGCUGAAGGAAGAGUUUGAAAGGUACAAGAUGAGGGCGCAAGUGGUCCUCAAGAACAAGUCGGCCAAAGACGGCAAUCUGGCUAAGGAGCUGGAGGAAGCUCAAGAGCAGCUGGCUGACCUGAAAGAGAAGUACGUUGUGCUUCAGCUGUCCUCUGAUGAAAUGGAGAAGCAGCACCAGCAAGACAUGGAAGCCAAGAAGCAAGAACUGUCCCAGCUGCAGCAAAUUCAUAGGCAGGAGUUAGAGCGAUGCCAGCUGGACUACAGGGAUCGGGCGCUGAAGCUGGAGGAGGAGAUGCACAAACAGCGGGACCGAGCGCUGGCGGUGCUGGCGGAAAAGGACCAAGAGCUGGAGCAGCUGAGAUCUGUCACGUUGCCCUACGGGCUUCAAGGAUCCAAAAACUACCUAGCGGCGGGGACUGACAUGCCUAGCAGUGACUCGCCAGGUAACGAGUCCUCAGAGGUUCUCCCCCAGGCUCUCCAUCUCUCCGCCAGCAGCGAGCCCACCUUCUUCCUGUACGCGGAGCAGCUGGCUCGCAAAGAAGUGGAAAUCGUAGCGCUGAGGAAGCAGAAGCACAAGCUGGAAAUGCAAGUUCACCAGCUGCAGGAGAAAAUCUUGGUUGAGGAGGAGAAGCACCGGGAAGAGGUGUCCGCUCUUCAAAGCGAGAUCGAGAAGAAUUUCAGAGAUAAGAGCAGGGAGGGAGCCAACCUGGAAUACCUCAAGAACAUUGUCUACAGGUUUUUGACGCUGCCGGAUUCUCUCGGGCGCCAGCAGACUCUAACUGCCAUUCUGACUAUUCUGCAUUUCAGCCCGGAAGAAAAGCAAGCGAUCACAAAGCAGUCGGCUUACAGCAGCUGGUGGCUGUCCGGGAAGAGAUGAGACGGUAGUGUUUAUUCCUAACUGCUCUUGCACAGCAGCGGGUUUCUGAUUAUUAACCGAGAGCACUUUGCUCGUGGUGUAACCUCUUGCCAACCGUGUGACGGAGCAGGGAGCUUCCAGCAAUAAAUUGGGCCUAAAAAGUGCGCUUAGCGCUAAUUUAAAGUAGAAUUGUGCCAACCGUUCCAGCGGGGUCGCAGCGCGCUCUCGCUCUCCGGUGUGAGGAUUUGCUCCGUGUUGGAACUUGAUUUUAAAAAAAAUAAAACAAAAAUCGAAGAUACCAAUGCUUUUCUAAACACAAUUUAAAAAAAAAAAACCAUCCCCACCUGUCAGGCGCAGGGCGAGGAGCUCUGUCGGAGUGGAACCCGCUCGCAUCCUCAAGCACCGGACGGGCUCGUGACUGCAAAGAUUGAAAGGUGGGGGGAAGCACUUAGCUAAAAUAACACAAGACAAAGAGCUGAAAGCCUGCGAGAAGGAUUGGCCUUAACUCCCAGCAUCAUCCAAACGCAGAAAAUCUUGUGCAAUUUCUCAAAAGUUUGUGGUUUGUUUGGUUUUUUUUUUUUUAACCUAGAGCCAAAUUUAUACCAGUGAAUAAAUACAGCAGCUCCUCGGAGCACUGGGGACCAUCCGACGGCACAGCCGUGGGCGCUCACACUGAGCUGGGAGUCUCUCUGCCAUUACCAGUGUUUCCCAGGAAGGAGGAAAGCUUUCCUGAGUAUUUACCAGUCUGGAGCGCAGUGCAAGCAGUGCUCCCCACCCGUGUCAGAGCUCCUGCUGUGCAGCAGAUACCGGAGCUUUCUGACCCUGCCUGCGAUGGGAACCAGGGUCCUGCAGAAAGCAACCCGAGGAAGGGCUGAAGGCACGCUGGCCCCUCAGCAGUCAUUUUCUGGGCAUUUGGGAGUUCUGGUGAAGCUGUGGAUGCUCCGCAGCGUUGGUUUUGGGAGGCAGGAGAUGCUCCUGCUGGGAUAGAAGCAGCAGCAAGGGGCAGAAGGUGACAGCUCUGGGGCUCGGCGUGGCCUGCGCUUGCAGCAAAGCUGUGUGAGGAUGAAGAGCUGCCCUGCUGCUGCGCAGGCCCUGAGGCUCUUGCAUAAAUUCCUUGUGAAUUGGUGAGCGUGGCAGGAAGGAAGGCAAAACGUUUUGAAACCCCUCUGGACCGCUGUCGGCUCCCCGCUGGCGUGCCCGCGUCUUGCAGUUGUGCCCCGGAUCUGCUGGCUCCCGACUGCUCAGACCCCGAACGACUGAGCUGAAAGCCCUGGCGCGGCGCCUGUAGCAGGCGUUGUGUGAACGGUCGCUAAAAGCAGAGCGUGCGGUUUGCAUAUCAGUGGGCUGUGUGAGAAGGAGGGGGCCUCGGCGUGCAGCUGUGGGCACGGGAGGGCAGCGGGCAGGCUCGGUGCGAGGCCGGUGCUGGCACGAGCAAGCUCCUCUCUCCUCUGCUGCGGCAGGAAUCUGCCUGGUGGCGUUUGAGCUCUGCGCUCGGGCGCCGUGAGGGGCGACGGGCUGGGGCAGGGGGGG
Messenger RNA from Egretta garzetta (little egret), 4105 nucleotides. It is a transcript of the gene GCC1, whose product is annotated as GRIP and coiled-coil domain containing 1. Gene Ontology annotation, cellular component: Golgi apparatus. The transcript has 3 exons. The coding region runs from base 248 to 2596 and encodes 782 amino acids. The record is from RefSeq and is a predicted model, not a curated record. NCBI's taxonomy places the organism in Eukaryota, Metazoa, Chordata, Aves, Pelecaniformes, Ardeidae.